AUACUGGAUUUAUUUGGUUUCGAAAUCCUGGAAGAAAACGGAUUUGAACAGUUUUGUAUCAAUUAUGCAAAUGAGCGUCUACACCAGGCAUUUAUGCGCAUUGCUGUGAACAGCAUACAAGAGGAGCUGUUUUCUGAAGGUUUGCAGUGCGACGCUUUGUCUAUCAGUGAAAGCCAUGACAACAGUUCUCUUCUGACGUCAGUGAAGACUUGCGCUGGUCUUCUAGACGAGGUGUGCUUAUUGAACCGCGUCUACGAUCGUGGCAGUCGCCCCUCAAGCUCAAUGGACACACUAGAUCCUCGUGAAUCAGAUUGGUUGCACCGCAUACAAGCGCAGAUGAAAUCCAGCGAUCACGUGUUUGUUGGUACUGGCCCAGUGACGUACACUGUUAGCGGAUUUGUUGCCAAAAACUUAGAUCGCCUUCCGGUACACCUGAUAAAUUGGAUCGCUGACGCGAUUCAGUCUGAUUUGCCCAGAAACACCCAAGAUGAUGCGGUAUCGUCUGGAAAAGUGUCCACUCCACCCGGUGUAGGACUGAUCCAGUCUGUUCUAUCUCGCAUGAGCACUGCAACAAUACCCGUUCGCAAUGUGGCGGUUUCUCCGUCAGUCUGUCGCUCACCUCUACAACAACAAAACGUGCCAGCUCGUGUAUUGAGCUUAUCGUCGGAGAAAAGAUCACCAACGAAAGCUCAUAUACUGCGGUUCCGCCGAUGUCGGACGCGGUCUCGGUCUCCACUUGCAUGUGAAAGUAAACCUCUGGAUCUUCAGGCUCUACCGCCGUCUAAUGAUCCUCAAUUGGUUAUCGACACCGGGGACGACACGUCCAAUACGGAUACUCCCAUGAAACAAGUUUUACCCGUCGAAUUUCAUGAUAUUUCCGAUCCCGGCUCGUUUGCAACAUUUUCACCUCAUAUUGUGUCCUAUCGGUGCUUGUUACAUCAGUCCACGACCCUCCGUCACAAUUCCACACGAUACUGGUGCUCACGAAAACUUAAUCGGUUAAACUGUCUUAUCCCAUUUGUUCACCUUCCAGUGGCAGCCCCGCUGUGCCUGGUUCGUGGAUUAAUCGAUGCCGUUACGUAA
Messenger RNA from Echinostoma caproni, 1083 nucleotides. The record is from the annotation of a GenBank genome assembly. NCBI's taxonomy places the organism in Eukaryota, Metazoa, Platyhelminthes, Trematoda, Plagiorchiida, Echinostomatidae.